Molecule: messenger RNA, 6480 nt
Organism: Enhydra lutris kenyoni (northern sea otter)
Lineage: Eukaryota; Metazoa; Chordata; Mammalia; Carnivora; Mustelidae
Product: carbohydrate sulfotransferase 2
Exons: 2
Coding region: 1018-2610 (530 amino acids)
Biological process (GO): sulfur compound metabolic process; carbohydrate metabolic process; N-acetylglucosamine metabolic process
Cellular component (GO): Golgi membrane
Molecular function (GO): N-acetylglucosamine 6-O-sulfotransferase activity
Source: RefSeq, a predicted model, not a curated record
CGGCGAAGGGGAGGAGCCGCAGGGACGGACGGCCGCGCGCACCAACCCGGCGCAGGCUGGCAGCAGCCGCGCAGAGGCUGGCCGGAGCGCGUUGCAGCCGCUCAGCGUAGGGGGAGUCGGGUAGCAGCAUCCUCCCGGGCGCUGCUUUCGCACGGCGGCGGCAGCGGCGGGGGCUCCCUCUGCCCCGAUACCUCGUUGGCCAGAAGCGGCUGGUGCCGCGGGGGAGGGGGGGGGCGGGCCGGCAAGGGAGCGUUGCAGACUCCGUCUCCUUGGCCGAUUGUUGUGUGUGUAGGGUCCUCCCGGGCCAGUAGGAGGCUGCGGAGCGGCGGGCGCUGCAGGCUAUGCCGGCCCGGGCAUCCUCCGAGUGAUGGAAGAAGCAGCUGCUGCCGCUGCAGGGUCGCGCUGCACCCCAUCCACCGCCGCCAGAGAGAUGGGAAGAUUCCGGGCGCGGAGGCCGAGAGCGAGAAAGGCGGAGCCGCUUUGCGGGGAGCUGAGUCCUGUAUAAGCCCCCUCCCCCAGCCGGCUUCGCCCCCUGGAGCGAGGAAGGAAGCUGUGGUCUCGAGAGGGCGGCGGAGACACCGCUGGAGCUGGGCAUGCUGGGCUCAGCAGAGCGCGGAGCAGGGUUCCAGGCCCGGUGAAAGUUUCCCUUCCCGAGCCGCAGGGCGCCCGCUGCCCGGAAACUGUCCAGGGCUUGGGCUGCCGAGUCCCGCGGCCCCCUCUAAGGCGAGGGGACUACCGGGCAAGACCGUGCGCGAGAAACCGAGGAACGAGUGACAGCGGGACAGACCAUCCGGGCGUGAUCCCGGGCGGCUCCGGGGCGCGCCCGCGGCACCAGGUCUUUAUCGGAGCCGCUGCCAUGGGAGAGCCAGCCUUGGGCGUCGGGGACCAGCCGCCGCUGCUGCCGCGUCCGCCUCGGAGCCGCGGCCCCAGUCUCCGCGCCCGAAGUCGGCCCGCUGCGUCCCCCUCCUGGGCUGCAGGGCCGCCUCCGCCGCGCCGCCGGCCCCGGCUGUGCCUGUGAUGAGCCGCAGCCCGCCGCGAGCCCUGCCCCCGGGCGCGCCCCCCCGGUUGCUCCCGGCUGCGCCUGCCGCCGCACCGCGCGCCCUGCUCCCGCCGUGGCCCAGGCGCCCGGGCCGUCGCUGGCCCGCGUCCCCGCUCGGAAUGAAGGUGUUCCGCAGGAAGGCGCUGGUGCUGUGCGCGGGCUAUGCGCUGCUGUUGGUGCUCACCAUGCUCAACCUCCUGGACUACAAGUGGCACAAGGAGCCGCUGCAGCAAUGCAGCCCCGACGGGCUGCUGGGUGCCGCGGCUGGGGGCGGCUGGGCGCGCCCGGGGCAGCCUCCGGCUGUGCCGCCCCGCGCACACACCCGCUUGGACCCUCGUACUCCGUAUCGUCCUCCUGCCGCCGCAGGCGUCGGGGUGGCCCCAGCCGCCGCCGCAGCAGCAGGGGCAGCGGGGGCCGUGGCCCCUCCUCGCAAUGGCACUCGGGGCACCGGGGGUAGCGGAGAAAAGAGGCAGUUGGUGUAUGUGUUCACCACGUGGCGCUCGGGCUCGUCUUUCUUCGGUGAGCUCUUCAACCAGAACCCCGAGGUGUUCUUUCUCUACGAGCCAGUGUGGCAUGUAUGGCAAAAACUGUACCCAGGGGACGCUGUUUCUCUUCAAGGGGCUGCGCGGGACAUGCUGAGCGCUCUCUAUCGCUGCGACCUCUCGGUCUUCCAGCUGUACAGCCCUGCGGGUAGCGGGGGGCGCAACCUCACCACGCUGGGCAUUUUCGGGGCAGCCACCAACAAGGUGGUGUGCUCCUCGCCGCUGUGCCCAGCCUACCGCAAGGAGGUCGUGGGGCUGGUGGAUGACCGCGUGUGCAAGAAGUGCCCGCCGCAGCGCCUGGCACGCUUUGAGGAGGAGUGCCGCAAGUACCGCACGCUGGUCAUCAAGGGCGUGCGUGUCUUCGACGUGGCCGUGUUGGCGCCCCUGCUGCGCGACCCGGCCCUGGACCUCAAGGUCAUCCACCUAGUGCGCGAUCCGCGUGCUGUGGCCAGCUCACGCAUCCGCUCGCGCCACGGGCUUAUCCGCGAGAGCCUUCAGGUGGUGCGCAGCCGGGACCCGCGAGCCCACCGCAUGCCCUUCCUGGAGGCCGCUGGCCACAAGCUGGGCGUCAAGAAGGAGGGCGUGGGCGGCCCGGCGGACUACCACGCGCUUGGCGCUAUGGAGGUCAUCUGCAACAGCAUGGCCAAGACACUCCAGACGGCCCUGCAGCCCCCUGACUGGCUGCAAGGCCACUACCUGGUCGUGCGGUACGAGGACCUGGUGGGAGACCCCGUCAAGACCCUACGGAGGGUGUACGACUUUGUGGGGCUGCUGGUGAGCCCCGAAAUGGAACAGUUUGCCCUCAACAUGACCAGCGGCUCAGGCUCCUCCUCUAAGCCUUUCGUAGUGUCCGCGCGGAAUGCCACGCAGGCCGCCAACGCCUGGCGGACGGCCCUCACCUUCCAGCAGAUCAAACAGGUGGAGGAGUUUUGCUACCAGCCCAUGGCCGUGCUGGGCUAUGAGCGGGUCAAUAGCCCCGAGGAGGUCAAAGACCUCAGUAAGACCCUGCUCCGGAAGCCCCGGCUCUGAGAGCGUUUCCUGGGAGAGCCGACUCCCGGUGGGGACGCCCACAGGAGGACUGUGGUGUAUUUAAACAAAAACAGCCCAGACCCAAACUGAGGAAGCCCACAUAUUCUAUUAUAGAUAUAUAAUAUAAAUAACCACACAGGCACUUGCUGUCAAUGUUUUGAGUCAUUGAAUUUCAAGGAACAGCCACAAUAUACACACAUCUCAGCAAAGGCAAGACUUGAAAGUUCUGACCAGCUCCCCCACCCCCUCUCCCCUGCCUCUUCUCCUUUCCUUUUUCUCCCCUUUCCUACCCUCUCUCUUACCUGCCUUCCCUUUUGAAGUGGGAUGUUGAUUAAAUCAAGAUCCAGUAACUUAAAUCUUGUUUACAAAAUUUUCGUGGUAUCUGUGAACAUGUAAAAGUAAUUUGGUUGUGAGGGGUGGGGGUGGAGAAAGGGGAAGUUGUCCAGGAGCGCAGAGCUCCAUUGGAUGAUAAACCGAGGAGGCAUUCUUCUAAAAGUAGACUUGUGUAAAAAGCAAAGGUUCUAUGUGAGUAUUAAUAAAAAAGAUAAUAAAUAAUAUUCUUUUUAAUAUUUGCCUCCAUUACUUUGGAUUGACCUGGGCUACUUCUCUUGUGUAGCUUCAGACAGACUUUGCUUCCUCUCCCCCCACCUCCUCUCCCCAUUCUGUUUCCUAGAAAACUGCUAGGAUGGGUGGGAACAGCUUCUGACUCCUUGAUAAGAACCUUGGAGUAGUUUUCUCACAUGUAAAUCACAGCCUGUCAGGUGAGCAGGAGUGGGGACAAACCUUCGAAUUCUAAAGGCAAACACCAAGCAGGGUGGUGGAGGGAAAACUCACACUACUUUCCUGUUCCACUUUGAGCACAGCAAGGAAGAAGCAGCCCUUGGGGCUUUGAAGGCAUUCGGUUUUGAUUACUGUUCAGUUAAGACUGGGGAACCCUGAAGCAGAGACAUGUUUUGGUUCUGAGGUUAGUUCAGAAAAAGGACUUAAAAAAAAAAAAAAGGAAUAUAAGUAAAAAAUUUCUGAGGAUUAAAACACAGACCACAAAAAUCAGCAUGAAUGUAUUGUUGAUGAUAGCAGCAACUUCUUUGGUUAGAAAAAUAACAAGUAUAUGUGUCUGGAGUGUUCUUCUGCCUGUGACCCAGUAAAUGGAGGCAUUCAAAAAGGGAAGUUUCACCUGAGAGCUAUAAGGGCACUCACAGGCUUUUCCUUUUCUUUCUUGGUUCCCAUUCAAAUCAGUGCAAAACAGAAUGUGAAUUUGUCAUGGCUUACGUGGGAUGCCCACGAGGGUGCAUUACUUUUCCUGACUGUGUUUCCUAAAAGUAAAAUUGCAAAGAAGCUAUAACAUGUUACAGACAGCAUAAGGCUUCAGUCAAGAGCUCCUUUUAGAUAGGAAAAUGAAUUCUGGGAAAGAGGAAAUGAAAAUGAAUUAUGAGUAAGUGUGUUGGAUUUUGAGAUUUGGUAUUUUCCAGGGAGAAAACCGUGCCAGUUUUCCUGCAAUGGUGAUGGUGUGCUGCUGUCCUGAGAUUUCGACUGAAGCAUUCUGUAUUACAGUACGAAGUUUUAAACCCUAAGUAAGGAAUGAGAGACAGUGUAGUUAUAUAUUUCAUUAGAGAUGGUACGAGUUUGAGAUUAUCAUGACUUUAUUUUACUGUAAUUUAUUGUGAAAUCUCUGCAGGCCAAGCUACGUUGGCUAAACGUGGGGGAUCUGAAGGAAAAUAUGAUGAAAAAUAAUAUGUACAUGGGAAAGAUUUUAAGACAAGGUGAUUCUUAAGUAUAAUUUUCAUUACAAUGUGAAAUCUAACUACACUGUUGAGAGUUCAAGAUAAAGAAGCACAGAAGUUAGAAAAACAGAGUUGUGUUUAGCAGUGGGUUUUCUAACAUACUCUAGAAUGACUAGUUCUUAAUUUCCUAAAACAGUUUGUAGUAUUGUGUUGUUUAAAUCAGACGACAGCUAUGAUACAUGGAUCAUGUUUUCUAUGCUAUUUUCACGGUAGCGCCUCUACCCAAUUACCAUCGGCAGCAACAGAAGAUUUGUAAUAGCUUUCAUUGAAGAAUACUAAAAUUAAGUGAACAAAAUAAAUAUUAAUGUUGGACAACUAUAGGUGAAACAGGUUUAACAGGAAAUCAAGACCGCAUCAUUAAAAGGCAACCAUUCUGAAUAAAAAACCACGGAAAAACAAACUUCAUGUGGCGUUAGAAUCAGCUCUUAUCACUUGAUUACAGUAAAAUUCAUGCUUCAUUUUUGAGUGAAGGAUUUUUUAAACAGUGGAAUUCAUUUUUCUCUCAGUAUAUGUAAGGACUUGGUGUUAAAGUAGAAUUUCGAUGUGUUUGGAUCUUGUAUCUAAAAAAAAAAACCAAAAAAAAAAAAAACCAAAAAAACCAAAAAAACCCUGGAUGCCACGUGGGGCCCUGGCAGCCGGCAGAGCACUCACGGCCUCCGCUCAGAUGAAAUUUUAAGCAUCAACACCAUUUGUCCCCUGGUGGUGUUUGAACGGGGUUUCUGCCCAAUACCCUUGUUUGUAGCAGAUGCUUGCUCUCCACUCUGCCGCUCUGUCAUUGGAAAAGGUGAAUUGUGGCUCCUGGAGAUGUGUACCUAGCUGCAUUCUAGGAAAGCAAGACAGGUGUAGUUCCCACCAACAGCCGAGACAGUCCUAUCAGUGACAUUCAGCUUCCACGGGUCGGAUAAGGGGAGAAGGUUUUUUGGUGUUCAUAAGCUCCUGUCAGCUUCCAGUGCAAGCAGACCUGGGCCCCGGCAAACCGCACCCGAGACUGUGACCGUUUCUGAGGCAGCAGCCGUAAAGGCAAUGCUUUUCCAUGUCCCAGCUUGGCAGAAUGUCCAUCAGCAGGAGGAAAUAUUCUUCAGAGCAGGUUAUCGGAGUGAUUUUUAUUUUCAAAUUCUGCUCAGCUGAUAGUACGCCUGACUGCCCCCUUUGACUUUGGAAUGCCUUUGUUAAUUAGAAAGCUCUAUUUAUAAAACGUAGUCUACCUGGUGCAUCUAGUCAACAAAUAAGAGUUUGGAACAAGGCAGUGGCACUGGCUGGGUACUUGAAUUUCAGGGAGCUCAGAGGCACUCAAAGGCCUCAUUCAGACUGACCCGUGGGCACCUUUGCAGGCAGGGACUGGGGCAAAUCCUGUACCCGUCAGUGUCCACGGCGUAGUGAGUCCUUGAUAAACGCUUGGUAAGUAAGUGAAUGAAAUAGUGAACUGUCGAAAUUUUAAAGCGCUCAGAAGGGAAAGAGUGAAAGAAUGUGUUCCCUGUUUGGAGAAAUUGCUAGGCUGUUCACUGAAGUUUGCUGGAGGAAGGGGGCCUUGGGCUCUGUUUCGAUGUGGGGAGCGGGCAACAGGAACGUCUUCAAGAUUUCCUGAGUGCCCGGGUAUAGGCUAAUAUUUCCCGCAGAGGAAUUAGAAACAAAAAUUCAGAGUUUCUGAAUGUGGAGAAGUAAAAAUUUCUAGAUGAGGGAUUUGACAUUCAUUACUUGUUUUCCCAAUUGUAUGAACAAGAGAAUGGAGGGUCAAAGCUACCUGUGGAACAAAUGCUGCCUUGGUACCUAAGGGAGGACUGUAUAGUUGUAAUAUAUAUUUAUUAUUUUGAGGGCUUUGAAUGAGCAGUUUAACGGACCACGAGGUGGAUUUCACCCAGGCAGAGGAAUAGUUAUUUUCAGGAAGUUCGGCCUCUUGUGGAUGCUGAAUGAGACAAUGGUGGCCUGUCCCCAUGCAUCCCUGCCUGGCUCUGGCCAGUCCUGUCCAGGAUUUCUGUUGUGUACGGUGUAGUUGCGGCUGGAUUAUGCUGUCGGUUUGAAAUUAAUGUGAAUCUGAGAGAGGCUGUUAAUGAAUAUUCCCCGGGUCUCAGCAAUGAAAUAAAGAUCAUGU